AUUGCACAUCUGAUCUGAUAAGAUCCAUCUGAAAUGUCAAAUUUGAAACAAUUUGACAGUGACUAUUGUUUUUGUUUUUAAUUUUGAAGAAGCUAACUUAAUGAAUAAUAAUAAUAGGAUAUUCAUCUUUUCAUAAUGAAUUCUUAUAAGGAUUUAACAAGAAAAUCUCGAAAAAAAAUAAAUAAACGAAUUAAAAAAGGUCAAGGAUGUUUUUACAGUAGUCAUAACUACAACCGAAGUACUGGUUUUCAAUCAAAUUCGAUAGGUUUUUCAGAAUAUGUUCUACAUAGUUCAAAUGCAAGAUCAUAUAAUACAAGGCUUAACACUAACAGAACAAACUUGGGUUACCUGAAACCUCGCCUAAAACAUAUUUCUUCACAGUCAAUAGGAAGGGAGAAAGAAUAUUCUGCUAUAGGCUGUUAUGAGGAAUACACAUUGAGAAGAAUACGAAACACUAGUGAUAUGAUAAAACAACAAUUGAUGAGUCCUGAAAAUUUGACCAUUACUCGAGAAAAGGAAACAAAUAUGCAAUCAGAUAAUAUCUCUCUUAAAGUUAGAAGUAAACAAAAUCGAUUGAGUGGUGAAACAUCUAAAUUUUCUGACAAUAAAGAAUAUUCCCAAACAAAAGUGAGAAGAAAACCCAGUAAAUCAUGUGAAGAAGUCGCUAGAUUCCAAUUGAAGGAGAAAAGAAAAAAUGAGUUGAGAGAAAAAUUCAAGAAAGAUAAUAUUUCAAAACAAAAUUCUAAUGAAAUUUAUAAUGUAAAAGAAAUUUCUGAUAAAAUUAUUCAGCAUAUAUCCAAAAUGAAUAAUGCAAAGUUAGUGGAUUUUCUGAAUUCAGGUAAUUCUCGCUAUGAAGAAGCUUUCAGCUAUAUUUGUAAGGAAAAAAGUUUUGAGUUAACCAAAGCUUUGAGAGAUUUGAGCCGUCAACAAGAACCAGCAGCAUGUGAAAUUGUCAAUGCAAUAAUUCCAGACUUCUCUAUCAAAAUUGAAGAAUUGCCAAUUGAUAUUAUAAGAGAACUGAGUUCUACUUUUGAUGAACUACAUAGGAAUAUUGAUGAUUCGUCUUUAUCUGGUGAAAGUCUGCAUUUAUUUGAAAAACAUAAUUUGUUGCAAAAAAAUGAUAAUUCAUUAAAAUAUAUGCAGACAGAUUGUGUUGAAAAAAAUAUUACCAAAAAUCCUAACACAUCUAAUGAAACAUUCUUUGAACAAAUUAAAGCUAUUAAACAAGAGGAAUUGCCCAAAAAUUUGAUAACAUUUGGAGCAGCUGAACAAAUUGUAAUUAUAGAUUCUGAUGAUGAAAGUUUGCCUCUAAAUCAAGAUAAUAGCCAAUCACCUGAUAAUAUAGAAGAAAGACUUGAAUCAUCUGAAGUGAUAGAAGUGGAUUUGGAUUCUUCAUCAGAGCAAAUGUCGAUCUCCACUAAAAUUUGUGAUACUUUACCAAAUAUUGCUCCAUUUAGUAGUAUUAAUAAUGAUAAUGUUCAUUCAAAUUUUGAACAUUCCAGCAAUAUUGAAACUGAGGAACCAGUUUUUGCACCACCAGAAAUUGAUGAGAGUUCUAUCGAUGCAAUAAAUUCAAACACUAAUUCUCCACAGGUUGAUGAUGGUUUCAGUGAAAUUAUAAAUAACGAUUUAGGAACUACAGACUCUUCUUUGCUGGAAUCCCAAUUUGAAAAUAAUGAAAUGGAAUCUUCAAUUCAAUUGGAAAAAAUAGAUUUGAACACUCAGCCAAAAGUGGGCUCUGUUUGGGUUAGUAAAAAUAUCUUCAUAACAACUGAUAUUUUGGAAAAAGCAGACGAAUUCUGUGAUGCAUCUCAGGUUGAAAGUUCACAUACGGAGGAUUCUGAUGCCAUAUUCAAAAAUUUUUCAACCUCUCUUGGAGAAACCACAUUUCCUUCAGUGGAAGCUAAAAAUAUGGAGGAUAUAGAUGAGAACCUGGAUUCAAUUAAAAGACCAGAAUUAUCAUUGGAUAUUUCUCAUAGAUCAGAUUCACCAAGUUGUAUAGUGGAAACUACAGGAGCCAAAGAAAACAGUUUGUUAAAUAUUGCUUCCCCGUUAUCAUCAACAACACAUGGUAAUUCUCAGCAUGUUAUUGACAUUAGCAAUAAGAACAAUAAUUCAGAGAAUAGUAGUGAAAAUAUUUCCGAGAAUUCAAAUAAAAAAAAAAGUGAAACAAUUAAAAAGGCUGCAAUUGCAAGAUCAGAUAAAUCCUAUGAUAUGACAAACAAAGACAUACCUAAUGUGCCACAAUUAAGCAUACAGUCAGAUCUCACAAGCAACAAUAGCAUUACCGAUUCAGUAACUGUUAACAACUCUGAAAAUGAAUUUUUAUCUCUGACCAUCAAAAAUUUCAAUAAACCUAAAAAUCUUCAUGAUGCAAUUAAUUUCAUGAAUGUUAUUGACCAAAAGAUCGAAAUAUUAACUAAAUUGAGAAGAGAGCUCUUUAUUGAAUUGGGUGAAAUUGUUAAUAGAUCAGAAAAUAAAGUUUCUGAGAGUGUUAAGAGAAAAUUGAAUGAUUCUGAUAAUGCAGCUACAAUAAAAAAUAAAUGCAUCAAAACUGGCAAAUCAUCUGAUAAAAGAGGACAAAUUGAAAUAAAAAAACCUUCAAAAAUCAAACCAUUUUCGAAUUUGAAGUUUAUUGAUGAAGUUGUUCUCUUUUGUAAAAUUCUGCAUGAUAAAUCAGAAAUGAUAGUUGGUACUGACAAGGGGAACAUACAAUAUUACAAUAUAUUAUAUGGAAAACACCCCUUUAUGGUUGUUAAUAUUGGUGAAAGUGCCAUAAGUUUUUUGGAAUAUGUGAAAAUAUAUGAUGGAAAUUUCAUUUGCACAGGCAAUACCACAGAGUUGGAAUUGAAGAUUCUGAAGUACAAAAAACGAGUUAUUGAACAAAAGAUAUAUUUGGAAGAUUCUAUUCAAGCAGUCGUUAAUGAAUGGGGGUAUUUUUUCAUUGGUGGAAGGAGAGGUUACCUAACAACAUAUGAUUGGAAGAGUAACAAAAUUGUUUUUGAAGAUCGUAUAUCUGAAAUGAAGAUCAAAGAUUUAAAAGCUACUAGGGAAGGCCCAAGGAAAAUUCUAGUAAUUCUAUUUGAAGAUCCUGAUGGAGUAGCACAUGUACAUGUACGAGAUGCAAUGACAGCAUUACAUAUCAGAACUAUUGUUCGUUUGGCAAAUGUGAGUUGUAUGGAUCUGAGGUACUCUACACUCUACUUAGUUAGAGAUGGGGAAAUAGUUGUGUAUAAUUGUUGUGAUGGAUUAUUUGUGGCGAAAGAAGAGACAAAUAAGUCAUUUUCUUUGAUGAAAUUCAAGGGCAAUUUGUUGUUGCUUGGAAAUUCAGAUGGAAUAUAUGCAUUUAAUAUGAGAACUAACAAAUAUUUAAAUUGUUUACAAAAUAAUAUUCAUGUCUCCACACUGAAUUUCUUCAAUCAUCAGAUACUUUGUACAACAUGGGAGAAAAAAAUCGAAUUACUUGAUGUAGCAGUAAACUUCAAAGGAAUUAUGCAAACUAGUAAUAGAUUUCAACUAUAAUAUGUGAAUAUGCUGGUCUUCUUUAGUGAAUUUUGAAUUAUUCUGAUGAGACAGCCUGUGUAUAAUAGAAUACUGUAUAAUUUUAACAUUUGGUGUACAUUUUGUUUAUAUGAUUAAAGUUUUAUCUCUG
Molecule: messenger RNA, 3652 nt
Organism: Harmonia axyridis
Lineage: Eukaryota; Metazoa; Arthropoda; Insecta; Coleoptera; Coccinellidae
Exons: 7
Coding region: 136-3522 (1128 amino acids)
Molecular function (GO): protein binding
Source: RefSeq, a predicted model, not a curated record